This is a messenger RNA of Penicillium soppii, 1155 nucleotides long. RefSeq names its product glycoside hydrolase family 16 protein. Gene Ontology annotation, biological process: glucan catabolic process. NCBI's taxonomy places the organism in Eukaryota, Fungi, Ascomycota, Eurotiomycetes, Eurotiales, Aspergillaceae. The record is from RefSeq and is a predicted model, not a curated record. Bases 1 to 1155 code for a protein of 384 amino acids. Gene Ontology annotation, molecular function: hydrolase activity, hydrolyzing O-glycosyl compounds. The transcript has 3 exons.
AUGCACGACUUUUAUGCUGACGAUCAGGGACGGUAUCAAACUGCGGGACACAUGUCAGAAAAUGGGCAAUUGGCCAGUGCACACCCGCCUGCUUACGGAUCAUGGAAUGGAGAUGCCAGCCCAUACUCUAAAUGGGACCCGCGAGGAUGGUCCUUAAAGAACAAGAUCUUUCUCGCACUAGGCAUCAUUGUCGUGAUCGUGGCGAUCAUUGUGGGCUCAGUCCUGGGAGUGAGAGCCAAUCGCUAUCCCAACUACUCCAAGCUGGACUACACCUUGCAAGAUACCUUUUCAGGAUCGUCUUUCUUCGAUAACUUCGAAUACUUUACGGGAACCGAUCCAGCCAAUGGAUUCGUUCAAUAUAUCAGCCGAGCUAAUGCUCAAUGGCUCAACCUCACUUAUGCUAGCAGUGAAUCGGCCGUCCUCAAAGUGGAUACGACGUACAGUGGAUCACAGGCCGCUAGCGGACGCCAAUCCGUGAGGAUAACGUCGAACAACACAUACGCUGAUGGUCUCUUUGUUUUCGACAUUCUACACACUCCUUACGGAUGUGGAACAUGGCCUGCUUUGUGGCUCACGGACCCCAGCAAUUGGCCCGAGCAUGGAGAAAUCGACAUCGUUGAAGCUGCGAAUGGCGGAACAUUUGGCAACCAAGCAACCCUCCACACAUCCGAUGGGUGCUCGAUGGGCGUGAAGCGGAAAGAGACUGGAUCCGUUCAGAACAAGAAUUGUUACUACAAAGAGAAUGAUUAUUCGGGUUGUGGAGUGACUGGCACUGACAGUACCUACGGUCCCGAAUUCAACAGCAAUGGAGGCGGAGUCUAUGCAAUGGAGCUUCGCAGUGCCGGAAUCCGAGUAUGGCAGUGGGCACGGUCGAAUAUCCCAUCUGAUAUAACCUCGGGAAGCCCCGACCCAUCUACUUGGGGUACGGCCUUUGCAGAUUUCCCAAACACGGAUUGCAGCAUCGGGUCCCAUUUCAAAAACCAGAGUAUCAUUGCUAAUAUCGAUCUGUGCGGUGAUUGGGCUGGUGCGGACAAGUAUUACAAGACUCAAAGCGACUGCCCCAAUACUUGCAAGACGUUUGUCCGAGAUAAUGCAACGAGCUUUACCAAUGCUUACUGGGAGUUUAAGAGCUUCAAGGUUUACCAAUCUAGCUGA